Messenger RNA from Gongylonema pulchrum, 459 nucleotides. The record is from the annotation of a GenBank genome assembly. NCBI's taxonomy places the organism in Eukaryota, Metazoa, Nematoda, Chromadorea, Rhabditida, Gongylonematidae.
AUGAUAACAAAUCAGAUUGGUACGGUUAUUCUUGGCGUAGCUUUACUACUUUCAUUACGGGAUAUCUACGGGCGGCAUUCCAACGAUGAUGACAGCGACGAUGAUGCUGCUGCUUUCAAAGACGAAUUCGGCGAUGAGGUCAUUGGAUUGGGUAAAAUAGCUGCGAUUGUGCUGAUUGUAAUGGGACAAGACCCGUUUGCUUCAGUUGGAAGGCCGACACCGCGCAUUUUUGCCUGGGCACUAAACAAUAAGCUCUCAUCAUGCAUGAUGCUUUUCCUGCUUUCAAAUACCAUUGAAAGUUCACUGAUGUCAACGGGAGCAUUUGAAAUUUAUUUGGGUGAUGAACAAAUAUGGUCAAAACUUGAAAGUGGCCGAGUGCCAUCACCAACCGAGCUUCUUCAAGUGAUAGACCAGCACAUGGAGUUACAAGGAGCAAAAGUAGGUUCUUUAAACCAAUAG